Messenger RNA from Belonocnema kinseyi, 1457 nucleotides. Its product is annotated as arrestin domain-containing protein 17. Gene Ontology annotation, biological process: protein transport. The record is from RefSeq and is a predicted model, not a curated record. The transcript has 7 exons. The coding region runs from base 1 to 1260 and encodes 419 amino acids. Gene Ontology annotation, cellular component: cytoplasm. Lineage: Eukaryota; Metazoa; Arthropoda; Insecta; Hymenoptera; Cynipidae.
AUGGGGCUCAAAGAAUUCAAAAUUCUUUUUGAUAAUCCGUGGAAGACUUAUUAUCCUGGACAAACGGUUACUGGGCGUAUUGUUGUAGUUCUUGAAUCUCCCAAGAAAAUUCGAGGAAUAUGUGUUAAAAUGAAAGGAGAAGCCAACACUUCUUGGACCGCAGACAAGCAAAAGUUAAAUAACGAAGGACGUUAUGAAAACGAACAACAAUUGCUUACUGGACACGAAGAAUACUUUUCUAUAAAGUACUACGUCAUUGGAAAUUCCUCUGAUGGAGAAAUUGAAUUGCCACCUGGUGAAAAUUUUUAUCCCUUCACAUGUGCGCUGCCUCCAAAUAUACCCAGCAGCUUUGAAUCAGAUUUAGGACAUGUUAGGUACACAGUAAAAGCAAUCCUCGAUAGACCAUGGAAAUUUGAUCAGGAAACUAAAGAUGCUUUCACAGUUGUUUCGUCCUUCGACCUCAAUACUGAUUCUAGAGCUUCGGAACCUAUUAUGGAAGAAAAGACUAAAACCUUUUGUUGCCUUUGUUGUGCCUCUUUACCUCUUUCUAUGAAUGUUUCUUUGCCAGUGAGAGGAUAUGUUCCAGGGCAAUCGAUGCCGAUAAAAGUUGAUAUAGAAAAUCAAUCAGGAGUUAGGAUUUCCACAGUAAAAUUGUCGCUGCAAAAGGUUGUAACUUAUCGUGUGAAUACUCCACACACUGAUACAAAAACUGAAUGGAUAACAAUAUCAGAAGUUAGCAAAGGUCCAGUCGAAGGAAAUGAUACCGUCAGCUACGAACAAGUAUUGGAUAUUCCUCCUCUUCCGCCUUCAAAUUUGAACAAUUGUGGCAUUAUUGACCUCAAGUACGAAUUGAAAUCUGAAGCCUGCGUCGAAGGAUGGUAUCGAAAGAAUUUAAGAAAGAGUACUCUAGUGUUUAUAGGAACAGUUCCUCUUGCCAAUUAUCAGUCAUUAGUUGCUCCUGCAGUACAAGAUUAUCCAACAAAGGACCCUGCCUAUGGUUGGAAUCCGGUUGCACCAGGAGAUGGUGCAUUUCCUCCAUCUGCACCUCCUCCUUCUGCUCCCCAAUUACCUCCAGAUUAUACAGUAACUGAUAGUUCACCGAUUGGAAAUCUUUAUCCCAACUUACCUCCACCAUCUUACGAAGAGUCAGUGUCUGGAGCUCGAAGUCUCCGAGAUCGAGACGAAUCCGAACACGUUAUGGGGAUUAGAGGACAUUUUGCUCCACGAUACCCUGUUUACAAUUUUGCUCCAGCGCAGUAAAAUAUUUCUUUUUAUAUCUAUUGACUUUAAAUACACGUUUUUUAUUGUUAAUCUACGAGAGAAUUGCUUACAAGCGCUUAAAACUGAAAUGCAUAAAAUGCACAAAAUGCACAAAUAACAAUUUAAAUGUAUGAAAAAUAACUUUAUUUUUAUUGAAAAUAGAAUUCGAUGGCUUUUUGAUAAAUUAUACAGAAAUU